AUUUCAAAAGUUGCAGUUGUGCUCAUCGGACGCAGAAUGGUGAUUUUAAGAUUUUUUCUCCUUAUAGGUAGCUGUGUUAUAGUAUCUGUUCUUUCGGAAUUAUCCGCACCAAGAGUCUGCAUUGACGAUGGUUGCCUUAAGGGGAAGUUCUUCACCAGUCAAAAAGGCAACGAGUACGAAGCGUUCCUGGGCGUACCAUAUGCCAAGCCUCCGGUAGGAGAUCUGCGAUUUAUGAAUCCACAACCGGUUGAACCGUGGACUGGAGAUUACGAUGCCUCGUUCGAGCGGAGCAAGUGUGUUCAGAAGAAUGAUCUUUGGAUCAAUCAGAAGGUCGAAGGAGACGAAGACUGCCUGUACAUCAAUCUGUACAAACCGAAACAAGCUAAGCGCGACAAGCUGGCAGUGAUGGUGUACAUCCACGGUGGCGGGUAUUUUGCUGGAUCGGCUUCGAAAGGAGAGUUUGGACCGGAUAGGUUCAUGGAUACCGAGGAAGUCAUCCUGGUGGUAUUGCAGUAUCGAUUGGGAGUUUUCGGAUUUUUGUCGACAGGGGAUCAGGCAGCUACGGGUAACUUUGGACUGAAGGAUCAAAACGCGGUGCUGAGAUGGGUUAAGAAGAACAUUGAUCGAUUUGGCGGUAAUCCGGAGUUGGUGACGCUGUUCGGACAGAGCGCCGGAGGAGCCUCCGUGCAGAUGCAAAUGAUGAGUCCGCUGAGUAAGGGCUUGAUUGCUCGGGCUUGGAGCUUGAGCGGGAGUGCUUUAGGAUUCUGGACGAAACCCAACGAAAAUCCGUUGAAAUUCGCGAGGGAACAAGCGGUGGCUGUUGGUAUUGAUUCUGUCGAAGAAAUGAGUUCGGAAGAACUCGUAGAAGCUUUGCGACAAGUCGACGCUGAAGUUCUUGGACAAAGCAUAGAUAAGUUGAAGUUUUGGCACGUGUUUCCUUUAACGCCGUAUCGCCCUGUGGUGGAGCAAUAUGUAGAUAACGAAACAUUUAUCAGCGAGGAUCAGCGAGAUCUAUGGGCACGAGGUGAAUACCUGCAGGUACCUUGGGUUACAUCGUUUGUUCCCAAUGAAGGUGCCUUUGCAUCGGUAGCUCUGAUCGUCAAUCAAACUCUACUGGAUCAGCUGAACGCGAAUAUAGAAUCAUAUCUUCCUCGUAUGCUUGGAUGUCCGGAGAAUGAGAAAUCUGCCCAGUUGUUGAAGGAGCGAUUCUUCUCCGAUGGAAGUGAAGAUAGUUGGAUAACUCCGGCCAACGCCCAUCGAAUCCAAGAUAUUCUCAGUGAAGCUUUCAUCACUUUCCCCAUAGCACAGGGAGUGCAACAACACUUGGCCCUAGAUAAUCCAUCAAAAGCCCCGAUCGAUGUUCGAUACUUUAACUUUUCGGGUCGCUACUCGCAUUCCAAAUAUUUCGCAAAGAACGACGGCAAUUUUGGAGUUUGUCAUUCGGAUGAUUUGAUUUACCUGUUUAGAGCUGGAGAGCUGUUCCCAGAUUUUGAGUUGGAUUCUGACGAGUACGCCAUGGCCGAAAAGCUGGUAGAAGAUUACAUCCACUUCGGUUAUGAUGGGUUGAAAUCUACCGGCUGUCAAGGAAGUACUUGCUCUAUAUUGGAAUACGACAACUCGAAGGAUUCUGCUAAACCAUACAAGCUGAGCAACAUUGAAGGAUUCGACGAGAACAUGAUCAAAUUCUGGACAGAAUUUUACACAUGUUAGUGUGUGUACGGAUUUCGGAAAUAAGGCAUUGUACGCAAACAUUUAAUAACGAUUUGUAUUAAAACUCUUAUAAUACGA
Messenger RNA from Aedes albopictus (Asian tiger mosquito), 1788 nucleotides. Its product is annotated as juvenile hormone esterase-like. The transcript has 4 exons. The record is from RefSeq and is a predicted model, not a curated record. NCBI's taxonomy places the organism in Eukaryota, Metazoa, Arthropoda, Insecta, Diptera, Culicidae. The coding region runs from base 37 to 1710 and encodes 557 amino acids.